Molecule: messenger RNA, 3666 nt
Organism: Papilio polytes (common Mormon)
Lineage: Eukaryota; Metazoa; Arthropoda; Insecta; Lepidoptera; Papilionidae
Gene: trp
Product: transient receptor potential protein
Exons: 21
Coding region: 1-3666 (1221 amino acids)
Biological process (GO): calcium ion transmembrane transport; regulation of cytosolic calcium ion concentration; manganese ion transport
Cellular component (GO): membrane; cation channel complex
Molecular function (GO): store-operated calcium channel activity; inositol 1,4,5 trisphosphate binding; protein binding
Source: RefSeq, a predicted model, not a curated record
AUGAAGAAACGUAAAAAGGAUAAGAAAGUUCGCGUCCGGUUCGAUAUGAACACGACAGCAAGAAUGAAUCGGGGGUCCAGGGAGGAGCUCCUGGGGAGUUCCCAGGAAGCCCUCAGGAACAGCCAGCACGACUUACGACAAGUCUACGAGAAGGCACUCACGAGAGAGGAGAAAUCGUUCCUACUGAAUGCAGAUCGAGGAGACUACGCUACUGUUAAAAAAUUGAUAGACCAGUACGCAUCAACGCCGGAGAUCCUCGACAUAAACUGCGUGGACCCGCUCAACAGAUCUGCACUAAUCGCUGCAAUUGAAAACGAAAACAUUGAACUAAUAAAACUUCUCCUAGCAUCUGGUAUCAAAGUAAAGGACGCACUUUUACAUGCCAUCAAAGAGGAAUACGUGGAGGCGGUUGAACUGCUGCUGCAGUGGGAGGAGGAACACCACGUCCCUGGUGAACCAUAUAGUUGGGAAUCAGUAGACAGUUCGGCUGCAACAUUCACGGUGGACAUAACGCCGCUGAUCCUGGCCGCGCACCGCAACCAUUACGAGAUACUCAAGAUCCUCCUCGACAGAGGCGCCACCUUGCCAGUGCCACACGACGUCAAGUGCGGCUGCGACGAGUGCGUGAAAUCACAGCUGGAGGACUCGCUGCGGCACUCGCAGGCGCGUAUCAACGCAUACCGCGCGCUCACAGCGCCCUCUCUGAUCGCGCUCUCCUCCGCGGACCCCCUGCUCACCGCCUUCCAACUCUCUUGGGAGCUCGGCCGACUCAGUAGGAUGGAGACUGAAUUCAGAGUCGAAUAUAAGGCAUUAAGGCAGCAAUGUCAGGAGUUCGCGACGUCCCUACUGGACCACACUCGCACGUCCCAGGAGCUGGAGAUCAUGCUCAACUAUAACCCCUGGGAUCUGGACUGUUGGGAGCCCGGCGAGCGGCAGACGCUCGGACGUCUUAAGUUAGCUAUUAAAUAUAAACAGAAAAUGUUUGUCGCUCAUCCAAACGUACAACAACUACUAGGAGCGAUAUGGUAUGAAGGUUUACCUGGAUUUAAACGGAAAAACAUCGUCGGACAAUGCGUACAGGUUGCAAAACUCGGUUUCAUGUUCCCUGUAUACUGCACUAUCUACAUGCUGAACCCGGAUUCGGAGUACGGCAAGUUCAUGAAGAAACCAUUCGUUAAAUUCAUCUGUCACAGCUCCUCGUAUAUGUUAUUUCUUUCUCUACUUUCACUGGCGUCUCAAAGGGCAGAGUAUCUGGUAUUGGAAUGGUCUGGCAUCCGCUGGCUUCAAGAAUUAGUGGCUCAUUGGAAGGCGCACGAGAGGGGCGCGCUGCCGGGCCUCAUCGAGUUCACUGUCAUCAUCUUCAUAGCAAGUUUAAUAUGGGCUGAGAUACGUUCGCUUUGGGAAGGCGGUCUGAUGGAGUACGUCAGCGAUCUAUGGAACAUAGUCGACUUCAUUACGAACAUGUUCUACAUCGCUUGGAUCAGUUUACGAUUCUCGUCUUGGUAUAUAGUACAGCGAGACUAUCGCGCCGGCCUCGAUCCUUGGUACCCUCGCGAGAAGUGGGACUCAUUCGACCCAAUGCUGCUAUCAGAAGGUGCUUUUGCUGCUGGCAUGAUCUUCUCCUUUCUCAAGCUAGUCCAUAUCUUCUCUAUAAACCCUUACUUGGGACCCCUUCAAGUAUCUCUCGGGCGUAUGAUCAUCGAUAUUAUAAAAUUCUUCUUCGUUUAUAUGUUGGUGUUGUUCGCUUUUGGAUGCGGUUUGAAUCAACUUCUGUGGUACUACGCCGAAUUGGAAAAGAACAAAUGUUACCAUACACCAAGUGGAAUACCGGAUUUUGACAAUCAAGAGCGCGCUUGCUCUAUCUGGAGACGAUACGCAAACUUAUUCGAAACAUCACAAUCUCUAUUCUGGGCGUCUUUCGGUCUGGUGGACCUGACAACCUUCGAGCUGACAGGCAUCAAGAGUUUCACCAGAUUCUGGGCGCUGCUAACCUUCGGCUCGUACUCCGUUAUUAACAUCAUUGUGCUGCUUAACAUGCUUAUUGCCAUGAUGUCAAACUCUUACCAAAUUAUCUCGGAACGAGCCGAUAUAGAAUGGAAGUUUGCGCGGAGUAACCUCUGGAUGUCUUACUUCGAGGAUGGCGAUACUGUACCACCACCGUUCAAUAUUGUUCCCACUCCGAAACAUUUCAAGGGCUGGAUGGAUCGCAUCUGCUCCAAACGAGAUCGGGGUUCUAUUCUUAGCAAAUCUCGUGAGAAAGCUCGCGAAGGCCACGAAGCAGUGAUGCGCGUGUUGGUGCGCCGCUACGUGACAGCGGAGCAGCGAGCACGUGACGAGGUCGGCGUGACGGAGGACGACGUGAUGGAGAUCCGACAGGACAUAUCCACCCUGCGCUUCGAGCUAAUCGAUAUCUUGCAUAACAACGGCAUGAAAACACCGAGGAUCAACUUACAAGAUACCACAAUAUCUGGUAAGAAAGGCAAAGUGAUGGAGAGGAGAAUUCUGAAGGACUUCCAGAUCGGCAUCGUCGAAGGUAUCAUAAAGGACGUCAUCUCCAGGGAGAGCAAACCCAAAGAUGUGUUCAGUCAAAUCGCUAAAGCCAUCGUACGGAAGGGUAGCACUGAGAGUAAGAAACGUGACUGGAAUGCUUUGGUUCGCACCAACACAACACGACGAGAUCCGAUCGGUAGGACUUCAGAGGCGGAGACGAGACGCAGCCGACAAUCUCUUAGGCUUCAUAUCUUGGACAACGUGCAGGCCAGAACUAUCGAUCCACAGAAACUAUUGGAGUAUAAUCCAAAUCUAUCUUCUGUGAAUCCAACCGCAAGAGUUGCAUAUGCCAAGUUCAUGAGGAGCAAGAUAAAAUCAGACUUCACGGAGAAACAGAAGAGAGGCUCGCAGGGUGACGUCAGUCUAGAAGAUGAAGUGUUUGAAGCUGCUAACACGACUGCCUCUAACAGAAUAAGUGGUAAAAUAUUCCGAACGAGAACACCGAUUCCAGAAGCUUCAGAUGAUGAAAAUAUAAAACACACUGAAAUUAAAGUAGAGGCCCACAUCGAAAGGAAAGAAACAGAGGCUGCAGUAGAACAACCAAAAGAAUCAAAACAAGAGAAACCAACAACCAGUACUUCAAAAGAAGAUACGACUGACAAAGGAUCAAAAUCAUCAAAGGAUCAUAUCAUUCAAAUAGAACCAGAAGGAGGAAGCCCUUCAAAGAGCUUAUACAUUACGAAGGAAGAAGAUUCUAAUCUUCAAAAACCAUUACAACCAACGACAAGUAAAAGCGAACCUGCCGAACAAAUUUUAUCAGCUGCCGCUUUAGUUGCUGUAGCCAAAGACACGAAACCCGACUCUAAAUCAUCUACUACGGAACCCAAACCAUCUACAGCGGAAUCUAAACCAUCUACUGCGGAAUCUAAACCAUCUACAGCGGAAUCUAAACCAUCUACAGCGGAAUCUAAAGCAGAGACAUCAACCGAAUCUAAGCCAGCAGAAUCAACGGAACCUAAAACAGCAAAACCAGAAUCGAAACCAUCAGUAGCUUUUGCAGAGGAACCAAAGACUCCCAAACCAUCGACGAGUGCUCCUAAACCGGCUAGUAAACCACCAAUGGGUGACAAAGGAAGAUCUAAAGUGACAGGGAAAAUCGUAUCUGGAUGGCUCUAG